GGAGCAGAACAGAACAGAACAGAACAGAAGUGGAGAUAAGGUCAAGAAUCAAACUCGGCGUCGUCGUCGAAAGUUCGUUCGAGUUCUCUUCCGACUUCCUCCGUUCCUCUCGUAGAUUCCCGAAAUCAGCCUGGUCGAGCUUCUGAUUUUCUCUCCGGUUGAAUUUGUUUUUGGGGGAGAAGAAGAUGUGGGCGGCUUCUUGCCUCGCGUCAUGCUGUGCAGCUUGCGCAUGUGAUGCUUGCCGUACGGUGGUGUCGGGAAUUAGCAGGAGGUCUGCGCGGAUUGCUUACUGUGGUCUCUUUGCUCUGUCUCUCAUCGUUUCAUGGAUUCUCCGCGAGGUCGCUGCCCCUCUCAUGGAGAAACUUCCUUGGAUUAACACUUUCAAGAAGGUCCCCAGCAGAGAGUGGUUUGAAACUGAUGCUGUGCUGCGAGUUAGCUUGGGGAACUUUCUCUUUUUCUCCAUUCUGUCCUUUAUGAUGGUUGGUGUGAAAACCCAAAAGGAUCCUCGUGAUAACAUUCACCAUGGAGGAUGGAUGAUGAAAAUUAUAUGCUGGUGCCUUCUGGUGAUUUUCAUGUUUUUCCUUCCUAAUGAAAUCAUUAGCUUUUACGAGUCCAUAUCAAAGUUUGGCUCAGGAUUCUUUCUUCUUAUUCAAGUUGUCCUCUUGCUGGAUUUUGUCCAUGGAUGGAAUGACAAAUGGGUUGGAUAUGAUGAGCAGUUCUGGUACAUUGCCUUAUUUGUGGUUUCACUUGUCUGCUAUGUGGCAACUUUUGCCUUCUCUGGACUCCUCUUUCAUUUCUUCACACCAUCAGGACAAGACUGUGGACUAAAUACAUUUUUCAUCGUCAUGACUUUAAUUUGUGCCUUUGUUUUUGCUAUAGUUGCCUUGCACCCUGCGAUAAAUGGAAGCAUUCUCCCUGCUUCAGUUAUAUCGAUGUACUGCAUGUACCUCUGCUACAGUGGUCUUGCUAGUGAACCAAGGGACUAUGAGUGCAAUGGACUUCACAAGCACUCUAAAGCUGUUUCCACAAGCACCAUGACUCUGGGGCUGCUAACUACUGUUCUUUCAGUGGUCUAUUCUGCUGUCAGAGCUGGUUCUUCUACGACUCUGCUUUCCCCACCAAGCUCACCCCGUGCAGGUGCUGGGAAGCCAUUGCUGCCACUGGACAAGGUAGAUGAGCAUGAAGAGAAGGAAAAAUCUAAACCAGUAUCGUACUCCUACUCUUUCUUCCACAUUAUCUUCUCCCUCGCAAGCAUGUACUCUGCCAUGCUCUUGACUGGGUGGUCAACCUCGGUGGGGGAGAGCGGGAAAUUGGUCGAUGUGGGCUGGUCUUCUGUGUGGGUUCGCAUUGUGACUGGGUGGGCCACCGCGGUUCUCUACAUCUGGUCCCUCCUCGCUCCCAUCAUGUUCCCCGACAGGGAAUUCUAAGCCAAACGUAGUUAGUACUUUUAACGAUUCCGAUGUUUGGGUUGUGUAAGUAAAGAACUCUCCAGUUGUAUGGGUAUUAUCGACUUGACUCGGUGUGAACUAGAGGCUCAAGCCUCACUUAUCAGGAAUUCACCCUCCCUCUUCUCUGUAUAAAAAGGUUGAGGUGUGUGGAAAUUGAAGAACCACUUGAAUAUGCUGGCACGAAUUAUUUUGUAUAA
Molecule: messenger RNA, 1645 nt
Organism: Punica granatum (pomegranate)
Lineage: Eukaryota; Viridiplantae; Streptophyta; Magnoliopsida; Myrtales; Lythraceae
Source: RefSeq, a predicted model, not a curated record